Messenger RNA from Stylonychia lemnae, 5412 nucleotides. NCBI's taxonomy places the organism in Eukaryota, Ciliophora, Spirotrichea, Sporadotrichida, Oxytrichidae. The record is from the annotation of a GenBank genome assembly.
AUGAGUUAGCAGAGGUUAAGUGAUAGCUAGAAGUAUAAAAGCUCUGGUGAUAUGAAUAGAGAUUUUAAAAAGGAGAGUUUAAUCCCCUCUAGGGGAUAUAGAGCUUAAUCAGUUGAUAAUGAGAAUAUUAUUCGGCAACUUAAUAAAGCGCCAGUCUAAAAACUAUAAGGAAUUAUGAAAAAAACUUUAAUAUCUAAAUACGAUCAAACAGAAGAAAAUAAGAACGUUGAUGAAAAGCAAACAGUUUUAUAUGACUAUUCUCAAGUAAAAUAGGAGUCUCUUGAAAUGAUGAAAGCCAAAAUGGAUUACAGUGAUUUUGACAGUGAUUACGAUAAAAGCAUGGAUUCAGAUUAACUAGAUCUUUAGCUUGAUCCUAAGAUAGAAGAAAAAGUUAAUAAACUCAGAACAUAGUUUCAUACUGAAGAUGAAGUUCUAGCAAUGAUUAAAAAUAGCCAGGUGAGAAAGGCUCUAAAGAAGGUUCUUGAAAAAGAGUUUAUAUCAGAUUUUGCAGGCGAAAGGGUUCUGAAAAAUGGACGAAUCCUUGAUGCAUUUAUCAAGAGACAUUUUAUCAACUCAUAAACAGAACUAGAUAAGAUAAGCUAUAAACCCAAUUAUCAAUAAUCAUUAGGGGGUCCAGUUAGUGUCAACAAUAGUACUCUUUAGCCUGGUAACAGUGGCAAACCAAAUAAAUCUACUUUUGGAAAGUCAACUCAAUCUUAAGCUUCAUUAUAAAUACCUUCUUAUAGCAUUGCAAAUAUAAAUAAGAGUACAGCUUUCAAGAGUGCUACAGAUAGUAUUUGGAAGGAGGAGGAAAAAUCAGUAGUAAAAGAAGAAUAAGAUGAUGUACAAUAAGCAUCUGAUAAUGAUUAAACUUCAUAGCUGUCUACAACCAGCAACAAAUUUAAUAUGGAUAAAAUCAAAAAACUAAUGAUCCUAAAAAGGGGUUCAGCAUAUUAACAGAAAUUUUAAUUUAAGCGAAAUCAUCUCAUCAAGCUAAUCUUUGAUCUGAUGUAUGUGGAGGAUUAAAAAUUCAGUAAACUCAAUAAAGACUUAAUUGGAGUCUAUAUAAAUGAACAUUUUUAUGAUGUAAAUGACGUUGAAUUUAUUUUUUGGAUGCUUCUAAAAUUUGAUAUGACUUAAUAGGCUAUCCAUUUGUAUGAAAACAACAGGCAAAGACUCCAUCAAUUCAUUGAGUAUUGGUAAACUGAAAUAACUAGUAUUUACUAAUCUAAGUAUGAUAAAAUAGGCUAUUUCACUUACUAACUUAUUUAGCCUUAAAUUGAAAAGAUUCAAGAGGAAAUGAAACAAGGUAAUAAGAAGUUAGAAAUAAAAAUAAAGGUUGAUAUGGAAGAUUUCUAUUUGCAAUUGAUCCCAAAAAUUAAGCAAGGCUUAUUAUGGGCAUUUAAGAAGGCUAUUGAAUAUAACGUUAGUAGUCUAAUAAAAUACUUAUUUGAUGAAGAGUUUAUCAAAAUUAAAGCAGAAAUAAGUGAUCAAUAUUAUGAGGAGUGUAGAAUAAUAGCUAAGAAAGCUUGUUGCGUUAAGUUCUACUAGAUAUAUUUUAAAAAGAUUAAGAAAAACUUAGAAGAUUUAGAUGAAGAAAUGGAAUAGUUCUUAUCAAAUCCAAUUAAUGAUGAGAUUGAAUUCAUUUCUGUAUAUUUCAAAAAAAUAAAAAAGGUUUAAACUAAAUCGAAAUACGAGCAAGAUCUAAAGAUAUUUGCAUCAUUUUAAUAGAAAAUGGCUUCAUUUUCAGAAAAAAAGAAAUCUGACCUAAAAUUAAGUAAGGGAGUAGAAGAAAUUAAAGAAGAAGAUGAGGAUGAUGAAGAUGAUGAUUAGUAUACAAGGAGAUAGAAAGAAUUUUCAAAGAAUAAAAAAUAAUCUUUGAUAGUCUAGUAAUAGACUAUGAAAGAAUAAAAAAUCAAAACAAAGUCAGACUAGUUGUCUAAGAAAAUUCAAAAUUAGCUAACUAAUAUACUAAUGCAUCCAUAAUUCCUUUUUAACCCUCAGCUUUCAGAAAAACUUACAAAACUAGGUGCUUUUGAUAUGUUUAUUCAAAUAGUAAAAGAGAGAAUUAGCAGAAUGAAGGAAAUUAAAAAGCUAAUGAUUCAGGAGCUUUUGGUCAAUGAUUUAAGAAUUCUUUUGAGAGUUUGGGAUAGAAUAAAUCAUGUAAUCAUGCAUGAAUUCACUAAGUAGAUACUCAAAUAAAGAUAUUAUGCCUCAGCAUUAACUGAUGAAAAAUCCUAGAGAAAUAUCAUUAAAAUUAUGCUAACUAAUGUCUAUAAUGGAAUUGAACUUCUAGCAAGAGUGCCUAUUUCCUCUUGGAGCAGUAAAUUGGAUAAAGAACUUCUCAAUGCUUUUGAUAGUCAUCUAAAAGAGCCAAAUUAGAUUAUAUACAGCUUGAAACCAUUGAUAGUGAUUGUUUUGAUGAAGGAAUUUCUAGAUAAAUUAAAGCAAAAGACAUAUAAGUAUCAGAAUAAAUGUGAUAUCCUUGGAAAUAAAUUACUUUAACUUGGAAGAAGCUUUGUUUAUGAGAAUAAAUCAGAAGAUUUACUUAAGUUCUUUGUUGACUAGAAGGAUACUUUGGACAGAUCAGCUCUUGAAAUCAUGUCGAAGUAUCGAUACUAUCAAAUGCUUGAAUCAAAUUAAAUGGGAUUGAUAAUAUAGGAAAAAUGGUAAGGACUGAAUUCUUAAAACUUUGGCUUGCUCUAAGCAUCCUAAUUUUUCAAGAUAUUAAGUACAGAUUACGAUGAUUAUGAAGAGAUAAAAAGGUUAAGUAUUUUUAGAAACCCAAAAAAUAAUGAACUGCUUCAUUUUCAUGACUACAAAAAAAAGACUGAUAACAGAAUUUACUUAUUUCAAUAUUAUCUAUGGCCUCAUUCCUGCUUUGUUCGCUAUACCUUUCUGAGUUUUACAUAUUUGAUUCUUGCUGCACUUGAACUAGGUAUAUUGGUAUUAUCUGUUCAAAAAAACGGAUUAGAGGAUACUCACUAAGAUUAAACUAUUAAAUGGUUAUAUAUCGCAUCAUUUAUUUGGAUUUCCAGUUUUAAUUUGUUCAAUGUUCAAGUGAUUAUUUACAGCAAACUUUUAGGGAAAAAAUUUAGAUUAACUUAUGGGACUAUAAUUGAUCUUUUGAUCCUAAUUUUAGAGUUUUUAAAUUCCAUCGAUGUUGCAGAACUUGCAAAGAAAUAUGAAUAUCUGCAUAAAUACAAAUUUAGUUCUGAAGUUGAUGUCUUAAGAAAAAAUUUCAACUUAUUUACUAAUUGCCUUAUAAUGCUUUUUGUCUGGAUUAGGAUUAGUAAUUUUGCUAUUGCAACUUAGCAUUUUGGAGUUUAUAUAAGAAUGAUUUCCAAUAUGUUUAAAACGCUUUUGGUUUUUAUAAUAAUUUGGGGUGGAUGGAUUUUUCUAUGCAGCUAAGUCUUCACUCUAUUAUUCUAUAAUGAUAAUGAAGAUUUUACUGAUUAGUACAAGACUGUAAUUACUUUGAUAAACUCCAGUUUCAAUAACUUUGAUGCUACCAAAUUUGAAAGAAGUUAGCUUUUUGGAAGAUAUCUGUUCUUAUCAAGUGUUGCAGUCAGUAGUCUGUUCUUAAUGAAUAUGAUAGUUGCUAUGUUGAACGGAAUUUAUUAAGUGAUAGUAUAGAAAACAGAAGCUGAUUACCAUGCUUGCUUAAUUACUGAAGAAAGCUACUUGAGAUUCAAUAGAAAGUAUGGCUUGUUUGUUUUCUCAUAGCCACCUUUAAAUCUAAUAGGAGUAUUAUUAAUGCCAAUACUCUUGUUAAUAGACAGGUAUAACGGUGAUUUAAGCAUUAGAAAAACCUAAAAAAUAAACAACUUGUUUUAAAAAAUAAUCUACUUUCCUAUUGCGAUAAUACUAUUCGUUAUAAUCUUCAUCUCAAACAUUAUUUUUGCUCCAUUUGUUUAUGUGAAAAUCUUUAUCAUGAGAAUAAAAAGUGAGCGCAGAUUUUUGUUUGCGAUUAUUAAGGCUUUUAUUUGGCUAUUAUAAGGCAUCAUAGUAAUAUUAAUACUUAUGAUGAAAGACUGUAUUAAGUUUUGGAAGCUAUUGUAUCUAAAAACAGAUACAUUUAAGAAAAAAGAGUUAUAACUUAACCCAUAGAUCAAAACAGUAGACCAGCAAAAAAAGUAUUUCGAAGUUAGAUAAGAUGUAACAAAAAAGAGCUAUGAUAAGUUUGUCUAAGAAUACUUUAAUGAUGAAUAAGUAUAAAAAUUCGGGAAAUUCAUAAGUAAAAAGGAAAUAUUCUCCCUCUCUUAUAUUAUAAGAGAAAAAAGGGAUGAAUUAGAAAAAGAACUUGAUGCGAUAAAACAAAAAAAGAAUGGAAAGAAAAACGUUAUUCCAAUAAAGAUUUUGAGGAAAAAAUGGAAGUAAAUUAAUCUAAAAUAUGAAAUGGAGAAAGCAACUGAACAUAAAGUCCAUAAGUAUAAAUCAUAGAAGACUAAAAUCGGAAAUUAUAUACAAGUUGAAGUAGCUAAAUUAGUGUAGAAAAGCCAGGAAUAGAGAAAUUAAGCUAAACACAAAUAAAUAAGAUAAUAAAUACAGGAACAAAAGGAAGAAUAAAAGGAGGAAGAGAAAAUAUUAGAAACUAAUGGAACCCAUGCUGAAACUUAAUAAGAUAAAGUAGAUGUUAAUCAGCAAGAGAUUUAUCAAGAGUUUUAAGAGGAGUAAAAAGAAUUUGCAGAUAUGACAGAAGAAUUUUUAAAGAAAAAUGCUCUCUAAGAAAAAUUCAACAAAAUAAAGAAGUCGUUAACACAAGCAGUAUUUGAGGAAUUUCUAGCUCAUAUAUCGGAUUAAGAAAAUAGUAUAGACUUGGAUAAACUAAAAAGAGUUCUUUAUGAUGAAGAUACAAUGUAUAAGAUGAGUGACUAGGAUUUUGAAGAAUAUAGACUAAGAUUAUUCAAUACGAACCUUAGUUUACUUGAGAAAGCAAUAGGCAGAGCCAAGUAAGAUUAAAAAGCUAAUAAGCUUGAGAAUAAGUAUAUGAGUGGAAUAAAUAUGAGCUCCUAUGAAAUAUCUAAAUUUAUUGAUGAUUAUCAAGACAGACUUCAUGAGAUAAGUGUACUUUUCUCAGUUGUUGAUUUUAAGAAAAUGGAAGCAAUGAAACCAGAAGAAAUCUUUAAUAUAGAAAUGAUGAAAUAGGCGAUAACUUAGGAUGCAAUCAAUAACGAAUAUUUCAUUAGUUAAAAAGAUUAGAUAAUUUAAGGAAAUCUCGGUGAGAUUGAACUUAGUAGUGAUAAUGAAGAUUUAUAAACAAUAGACAAACUUUAAAUCUCUUAAAGAUUAAGAAAGUAGAGAACAUCAAUUACAAGAUACUUGCCAAUAAAGUCUGCUAGGUCUUUUGAAGCAUCGAGGACUUAGAUAUUGGACAUGCUUAAUGACGAUUUGGAAUAAAUAGAUGACUGA